This is a messenger RNA of Linum trigynum, 7941 nucleotides long. Lineage: Eukaryota; Viridiplantae; Streptophyta; Magnoliopsida; Malpighiales; Linaceae. The record is from the annotation of a GenBank genome assembly.
UGAGGAUGGGAAAUACCCAACCGCGACCUCAAAAUACCUGACCGGGUAUUUUUGAGGCCCGACCGGGUAUUUCGGUUUAAAAGUAAAUCCCCGGUCAGCCCCGCUCUCUCUCAUCUCAUUUUUUUUCAGAACCCCCUCUCUCUUCCUUCCCUCUUCCUCUCCUGCUCUCUCGUCGGAGUAGUUUUCUUCAUCGAAGUUUCGUAGAUCCCGUCUUUGUCCAACCUCCAAUUUCAAAUCCCCUUUGUGGGGAACCCCUUUGCCAUAAAUUUCUCCCGCUUUGGGCGAGUUCCAAUUUUUCCGACCACCGCCGACGAUUUUUGGCGAGCGCCCCGGGUCGUUUCCUCUGUGGUUUUGCAUCCCUCACCCCUUUCCUGAGCCCGUCUACGGUCCUACUUGCGUUUCUAGGUGUGUUUCUUGCUCAACUUGUUUUUCUCUGGAAAAUCAGAAUGUUGACAAUAGGCCCGAGAAUUGUGAUUGGUUUGACAUGUUUGAACGAGAAUAGGAUGAGGGACGCAGUGGAUGUGAGUUGUUCAUGAAUGAUGGAUGCCUAAUUGUGCCUUGCUUUUACCAUGAUUCUGCUUGAUUGGCGGUUGGUUUGUUUGCACAUCAACUGCUUUGUGCUUAAGUGCUUACCCUAGGUGGUCCUUCAAGUGUGGGGGAGCUGUUGAACCCAUACUUGCGGGCCUAAUGAGAAUUUUCUUAGCUCUACCUGUGGUUUGUUGCAUGUGCAGGAUCAUGUCGCUCGCCCAUGCCUACAUGCAGGACCUGCGCCUGCACCCUGACUUUGCAGGACAGUACGCUAAGGUCAUCAACGGCGUGUUUCACCGCCAUCAUCACCUCGAGUUCGACAUUUUCCACCAGCUCCACUGCAUGCGAGAGAUCGUCGCUGCCAUCAGCCACCCUCAUUGGACGGUCCCCCUGUCCGCCUCUGAUUCCACCUACAUCGAGCUAGUUUGGGACUUCUACUCCACAUUCAAGUACCGCUGCAAGGCAUCUCGACACUCCACCACCAGUGUCACCUUCCGACUCGGCGGGCAGAUGCGGGAGAUGAGCCUCGAUGGGCUAGCCCAUGCUUUGGGAUCCAUUACCACCCAUACUCCCACCACCACAAGAAAGUUCCCCAUCCCGCCGACUAGAACCAGGAUGAGUUCUACGGCCGCAUCACCUGCCCUGACAUCUAGGGGAACUUCUUCGAGGCCAGCCAGACGAUAGUUUCUACCAUCCGACCCGAGUGGCACAUCAUCAACCUCCUGCUCACUAGUUCGAUCAUCCCCAAUGCCACGGGUACUCUAUGGGGAACCCUGACCACCUGCUGCACCUAGGGUCUGUUGUGGCCACCACUUUUGCUUGGUGCCACAACAAACCCACUUACUUCUUUUGUGGUCCCCUGAUCAUGAAACUGGCUCGUCACUUCGAGAUCGACUUGGCGAGAUUGACUGAUCCUAUGGAGUAUGGCGGCUCUGCACCCUCAAUAGGGAGAUCAUCCGCAACGCCCUGCUGUUGCUUCUGCAGAGGGGCGGGAGUGGGUUGAUGGUUUAUCCAAGCCACCAGACAAGGAGGAUGCAGAUGAGGAGGGUGAUGAGGAGGAUGAGGACUACACUGGCGAGGAUGAGGUCGGUGAUGAUGAUGAUGAUAGGGGUGCUAUGGAUGCUGAUGAGCCGAAGCUCCCGCUCUCCCCUCUAUGGGAUAUUCAGCCACGAUGGAGACCCGAGCGGGGCCAGUCCUCCUCAGGUCCUUAUGGUCCAUCGAUAGACUUCUUCACAGAGUAGUUUCACCAGAUUGGGCUCUAGUUUCAGCAGCUCGGGGUCCAGAACCAACAACUCAUGGACCAUCAGGUCCAGUUUUAUCAGCAGUAUUCAGCCCACCAGGCCGAGUACCACUCUCGGAUGAUGGUUGUGGACGAGCGCCUCGACCGGUUGGAGGCUCAGCAUGGAAUCACCAGUGCUUGCAUCGAGCGGGAUCAGACACGCAGCCGACGGAUGAUGGAGUACUAGGAGCACCUCUUCAGUCCUGCCAUCCAUCGCAGGAGCACCACUGCACCACCCGGUGGGACAACUCACCCCUCCCCCCCCCCCCCCCCCCCCCCCCCCCCCCCCCCCCCCCCCCCCCCCCCCCCCCCCCCCCCCACCGACAAACGGGGUUGACAUCUCAUGGAGCAGAUUGAUUUCAGCCAGCUCGAGUAGGCUGUACUCGCUGGUCCUUUUCUGUUUGUUUCAUUUUGAGUCAGAGUGCAAACUGGAUUUGGUGUUUUGUUUUGGUUUGAUUUUCAUUGGAUGAUGUACCAUUGGGCUGACAACUUGACCUAACGUAUAUGUGCUUGAGUGAUUGUGUUUUCUCUAGCCCGUGCCAUUAUGAUGACUUGUCCCAUUUCCAGUCCUCCUCACUCCGAGUGGUCCACUUUCCAGUCCCACUACAACCUGCUAAUACCGGUAACAUCGUUCCCCUUAUCCUUCCCUCUUCUCCAUUGAGGGUGUCGAACUUAAGUGUGGGGGGAUGUUUCUAUUUGACGGUUUAGAUCUGUUUGUGUGCUUGGAGCCUAGUCCACUUUCCAAAUUUUUAAAUUUGAGGGCUCAAAGUACUGUUCCCCACGAUAACCUGCUUAGUAUGCUUUGAAUUGACAGUCUUUAUGGUGAUAUGCAACCUAGGGAGGUAGUGGUAGCACUAUGGAGGAUGUUGAAGUAUAAGAUUUUUCCUAUCUAUCUCUCUGCUGUGUCGGUUGAUUUUGUGAACUAGUGGAUUUAAGACCGUUGAAUUCAUGUGGUAUUGGUGACUCCUUUUAAAUUGUGUAGUGGACUCGUGUAUCCAAACAGGGUGCUUAGGUGUGAAAUGAAAAGCAGUUGGUCCUCCAUGUCAGAAUAAUUGAAAUCUUAAACAUGGGGUAAGCCCAACGUGUGUGGCACCGUUCAUUGCACAAAAUCGGGUUUUGGAAGAGAUUUUAGUGAUCCUUAGUGGGGUACUCCUACAAGGUGAAGCUAAGUUGUCCCUAUUACAAGUAAAAUUUUCACCCGUUGAACGGUUUGCCUACUCGAGGAUGUGUUAUUAAGGGCACGUGACAGAUGUACAGAAAUUUCUCUUGCUCCACACGAGUUGAGGAAAAGGAGUUAAAGGAAGUAUUCUGGCGAGUGACAGAUGUACAGAAAUUUCUCUUGCUCAACUAAUAAGGAUCGACCGUACAAAAACUGCAGUUGGUACCCGCACAAAGUGAAUGGAAAAAGAAAGGAAAUGUAAAAUGGAAGUGCGGAAAGGGGUUCCAACGGUUGAAAUGAAGUGAAAGGGCACCCCGAUACAAUGAGUCCUUGGUUGUUGAAUUGUGUGAGUCCCUUUAUCCAUGAAUUGAUUGUCUUAGUCCCAUUACUUCUCAUGAUCCUGGCUUGAGUUUAGUACUCGCAUUGAUAGAGAUAGGGGACGUCUUAUAAGACCCGUUCACCUCGUAAGCUGCUAUAUGAUCUAGAAAAUCCUCUACCGACGAUCGGGGUUGUGUGUUGCUAUAGAGGUCUGGAGAGCUGCAUUGGUUUGAGUCAGGUUUGCAUGGGGACAAGCAAAUAGUUAAGUGUCGGGGAAUUUGAUAAACCAUUAUUUGCAAAUGUUUAGACAACCAUUCUUGAGUCAUAUGAGGUCGAUUCUCGUGUUUUAAACCGAUUUCACGCUAGGUUGUGCGCUAAUGUCAUAUUUCAGGACUUGGGGUGGACAUGGAGGCGUGGAAAUAAGUUUUGGGUCAAAAAGGAGGAAGUUGGAGUGAAGGGCGAUGGAGGAAGGAAAUACCCAGUCGGCCCUUGAAAUAUCCGACCGGGUAAAGUGGUUUCGAACGCCAGAAAUCCAGAUGGGGUCCCGGCCGGAUAGCUAAAAUACUCGAUCGGGUAUUCUAGACCUCGAUCGGGCAUUAGCCCUUCUCCACUGUGCAGCAUUUCAAAAUACUCGGUCGCUCACCUGAAAUACCCGACCGGGUAUUAUGGCCGGGUAUCGCGUCCUGCUGCCUUUUGAGGGAAAGAAGACCAAUUUUGCAAAGGGAUCCGAUUUUGGGAGCUAGAGAGCAGAAAACCUAGAGAGAGAAAGUGACGAACAGAACUUCCAAGUGCCCUAAAUCGAUCUUCAACACCAUUAGAGCUCGGUGGAAGCUUGGAGGAGUGCCGAUUGAUCACCAGAAGCAGAUCCUCAUCCUUCACAGUAUGAAUUCCGCAUCUGAAGCAGAUUUUCUUUCACUCUCUAUGGAGUAAACUCCCUUUCUCACCUGGGUAUGAAGAACCCUAGAAUUGUAUGUUAGGUCUGGUUGUAUGAACCAAAGUACGAAUUCUUUGAUAUCGAUUAUAUUCAAUUGAGGGCUGAUUUUCUGAAUUACAUGAAUCCUGAUCAAAUUCCUAUUAUUUCUGCUUUGACCUGGAAUGAGAAUAUAUGCAUAGGUUGAUAGAGCACCCUUGAUUGAAGGUAGUGAAUCGACGACUUUAGUGGAGGAGUUUGAUUCACUUUUCUGUAUUGGAUUUAUUCCAGUAGAAGAGGUUUGGUACGUCAGGCCUCAGUCUGUUUACUCCGGUGGAGGUUAGUUGCCCGCUGGGGAUUCAGAUUGAGAGGCUCUGGAGACCUUUAGUCGAGACUGCAGACUACCUAAGAACCUUCCGCAGUAUAACUAUCAUUGAAUCUGAACUUGGCAAAUUACAACUUGGCUUAACUGCAGUCUAGGGGGAACCAUAUCUGGGUGACUUCUCUCGAACUCGGAAAACAACAUUUACUGCUUUUGCUUGUUAGUUUAGUUGGAACGUCAUUACAGGUUGACCGCUAAAUAAUAAGAUUCUCACGGAGUAGUCAUCACACCUAGGACCCGAUUUGAUAUUUAGAACUAAACCCGUUAUACUACGGAUUAGUAUGUGGUUACACUUGGCCACUUUCUAGUGUGACGGUAGGAGUGAGUCACUUAGAAGGCUUAUGAAUGAGAAAGUGCAUGGGAUAGUUAAAAGUAUAGGAUUUGUAUAUCAAAGGGAAAUGGAUUGGCCUUAAUGGGAUACUUGGAAAUGGUAUUGCAUGGUCACUUAAAUCAAACACAAAGAUUAUCGUGUUUUACACUCAACACAAGAUAUGGGGAAAGGGAUAACAUAGUAUGAAGACAACGGACGGUGAUUCGUUCCGCGGUGGUAUGUGAUAUGAUUAGACUGGACUGGGUACGUCCGCAAUGGUGUAAUGGCACCAGGCUGAGAUACGUUCCGCGGUGGUAUGUGAUAUGAUUAGACUGGACUGGGUACGUCCGCAAUGGUGUAAUGGCACCAGGCUGAGAUACGUUCCGCGGUGAUAUGUUUUACUGGAACUAAUGAUAAUCCCUAUUCCUAUAUCUUGGAAGAGUGUAUGAUUUGGCAAGCUAAUUUAGUAAAAGUAAUUGAAUCAAUUUAACCGUGCAUGUGAUUGAAUCCUUGUAUAAGAAUUUCAUACGAUGAGGUUAUGUAAUGACUUCCUAUUAUGUGAUAUAUGAAUUGUGUAUGUGGAUGAUAUAGUUAUGUGAUAGUUUUCUGUAGUAUUUUAUAUAUUGAUAUGAUAUGGGAGUGCAUGAUGAAAUGAAUGGAUAUGUGUGUUAUGGAAUGAAAUUUCCUAUAUCAUGAUGUUUGUGUGAUGUGGUAUGGUAUGUGACAUGUGUUGUCAGACCAUGGCUGAAUGUGACGAUGUAUUGUCGGUUGUUAUAAUAUAGUAAUUUAUAUGAAUGAGUCAUGGAUGAUAAGAGAAGUACUUUGGGGGCACAACAUCACUCGUUACUAUUUUGGUAUUGAUGUUUGUAUUAGGUCAUUAUUUAGUCAUUGAGUGACGUCUCACUCCAUCAAUAUUUUUCCCAGAUUCAAAGCGAUCGUGAUAGAAGAAGACAAGUCAGUCGACCUGAGGGGGAUGACAUAACUGAACUCUCCACAUGUUUUUAUUUGGUAUAUUGGAGGAAAGUGUUCCUCCUAAGUCUUGUCCUAAAUAGAUGUUGUUCAAUAUGAAAUGUUUGCUAGUGAUGUCUAAAUGGUGGAAGGGUGUUAUAGCUCUGAAUUGGCUUGUGGUUGACUUUCGAUUUUGCAAGUUAUUACUAAUCAGUUGCAACUUAGUAAGUGUAAGGUGGGGCUAAAUUCUUGUGUCUUGUUAGCUCUAAUAAGUUCGAUUUGCCAAAUGGGUAACGUUGUUUCUCAUUUUAUGUUAUUUUGUCUGGAAGUACUUCUUUCUGUAAUUAUGUUGAGUUUUUUUCUUUCACUUGCCCUAAGUAGUUGAAGUGCAUUUUAUUUUCAUUUGUAUCUUGCGUCAAUUUGUUAUAGAUCUCCAAAAGUAAAUUCCCGUUGUGGCAGUUAUAGGAUUCAACGACAUCCAACUCUAGCACUCAAUCACUAUAGUUGAAAUUAUUCUGAUGCAUUUUCUUAAAGCCCUUGAAGUGACUUUACCUUGAAAUUAUUCCAAAAGGAUGCGCUAGUGUUGAAGUUCAGGUUUCCAACUUAGAGAAAGUGUAUUUGAGUCUUCAUAUCCAGAUUAGCUAGCAUGUCUGUCCACUGAACUAUUCUAUUUUGUUUAUCAUUUUCUUUGUUUCUUCUUUAUUGACAUGAAGUUUUUGAUGAUGAAAUGCAGGAAACAACAGUAAGUGUCUUCAGCUACUGUUUUUUAUGACAAUAAACUGCAUUUCUCUGAGUUUGAACAACCUAGUGCUUCUGGGAUAAAAAAAACAAUAGCCAAUUUCAUACGAUCUUGCCAUCACAAUUCAGUAUUCACAAAUCCUCUCAAGAUAUUUGGUGAACAAGGCACUUGAAUUCCAAAUUUCUAACUAUAUAACUGAUAUGCAUGGUGUGUUUGGUUAUGUAAAUUGAGUUAUUUGUAAUUGUAAGUCUGCUUAACUCUACUUUUUUCACACCUUUGGGAGAUAUUUAUCAGAGUUGGGUUUAUUUAACAGACAAGAAUUGAUAGUGGUUCCUUAUCAGAAUGGUAUGAGUUACUUUUAAGAAAACCCAUUAAGAUAUAAAGUAGCUUGGGUAUUGAUAACUUGUGAUUUGAUUUUGGUAUUGGUUUGUUAUUAUGCAUAUUAGCAAAUACCAAGUGAGGGUUGAAAGUUCUUAGUAGGGUUGUAUUUGUUUUCGCAGAGCUUCUCAGUGUUCCUAAGAAUGCUAGUAAAGACUUCAAUAUUUGGGACAAUUGUGUUAUUUAUCAUAAUUUUCAGAGUUGUUGACAGAAUUAGCAUAUGCCAGAUUAUGACAAAAUGACUUCACCACAAAAAAUACAGAUUAUUCAUAAAUACAAUUAUGACAAUAACAGUCUAUCAAGACAAACAUAUUAUGAAAAAAAUGAAAACAAACCCAUACUAUAUAUCGUGACAAACUAUUAUAACAAAAUUAGUAAAUUACUUUAUGCAACUAUAUAAUUUGUCACAACCACGUACCAAAAUUUGCAACUAUCGUGAUAAAAUUCGAUUUUAUUAUGAAAAAAUAUUUCUCUAUUUCGAUAAAAUGUUUUGUCAAAAAUAGGGGUCCUAUAAUGACAAAAAUUGGUCGUCAUGUUGAAACAUAUUGGGACAAGACAUUACAAAUUUGUCAUAAUAAAGUUUUUUCGACGAGGUAGUUUUGAAGAUCAUUAUGACAAACAAAAAAGUGUCAUAAGAAAGUUAUUAUGACGAAAAUUUGUUGUAUUAUGACAAAAUGUUGUUGUCACAAUAGACAAAAAUUGUUGUGUAAACGUAAGAAAAGUGAUGAGCCAUUAAGACUGAAGCCAAGCCCUAAGACAGUAGAAUGAAACUUAUCAAACCAUGCACAAGGUGCCUACUUGACACGCCAAAACACAACACGAAUCUGCAACCAAGUGUAAUCGCAGACCGGGAACGCAGUAACAGGCAAGUUAUAUUAUCAACCCGGGGUCUAGAUCUACUGCUUACUCAGUGAUUCUCUAUUAUCUAGCCAACUAAAGUAGGUGAUUGUUGUUUAAAAGCAAAAGCAGAAAGAAAGCAGGAAAUUAUUC